CAAUCCUCUUAUUUAUUUCCUUGGUUGUUUGAUCUUUAGGGGAGAUGAUCUGACCCAAGUAGCAAUAUUCGUCAACAUAUUCUACUUUUUGUCCAUCAAUUUCAAUGGGCCUUAUUUCUGAGUUUGUCAUCAAUUUCGUUUUUGUUAUGUUCAUUUUUAACCCCACUUUGGAGCUUUCAGUAUUUAGAGCUUGGAUCAUCUAUUCGAGUGCCUUUGGAUUUUCUUCAAGCAGAACUAUAUCGUCCGCGAAUCUUAAGUGGUUUAGUUUCCUUCCGUCUAUGUUGAGGCCUAGAUGUUUCCAGUCAAGGUUGCGAAAGACGUUCUCUAGCACUGCUGAAAACAACUUUGGGGACAUUGGGUCUCCCUGCCUGACUCCUCGCUUGAUUCGGAAUUCUUUUCCCAAGGUUUCUAACUGGAUUUUUGCUUUACUGUUUGCAUAUAUAUUUUUAAUAAUGUCUAUAUAUGUUUCAGGUAUACCUUUAACUAUAUUGUUUGUUUGGGUAUUUUUUUGGAAUCGGUAUGACUUGAAAUUAGAAUAAACGAAAAAGACGUCUAUAGAAUUUAGCCUGUGAGAAAAUGUUAUUACCUAUAUUCAAUGUUGCGGAAGUCUCUACUUCGUCAUCGAAGCCUAAAGUCUUGCAAAUUUUAUUUAAACCAUAGUGUAUCCUAAAAUCAUUACGAUAGAGGCAGACUAUAUUUAAAAUACACAUUGAAAAUAGGCGUAGCUUAAAUUGGCGGGAAUUAUUUUGUUCUUAAAAUGUAGGUAUGUACUCGAACGAAUCGCGUUUGCGCGGUGCUAAGCCUGUUUCCCGGGUUAAUACAUCGAUCGUAUCGUUGCAGAAUAAUACCAUAUCAAUUUCGUUCAGUUGACUGCGCCGUCCACACUGCAUUAAGCUUUAGUCAUAAGUUUUAGAGUAUUUAUUUAGUUUAUGUUGCAGUAUUUGUGCAUAAUUCAUUGAUUUAUAAUGUGAAAUCAAUAAAAAAUAGCCGUGUUUUUGAAAAAAAUGAUCAGCAAUGAAAUAUGUUCCGGUGCUUGCAAAACGAACUAUGUUUACCUAUUUCAUAAUAAUGUUCCUAUUAUAUUUGUUUUAUACGAUAAAUUUUUGUGUAGUUGACAAACAGCCCACGCUGAAAACGAUUUUGAAAAGCCACAUAUCAAAGUACAAGAGCGGAGCGUUCCGUUUCGCUUCGUUCCUAGGAUUUGACGUUGAAGACUACAAGUAUACGAGAUUGAGCCGUAACGCUGGGCCCGUAAGGAGGCUCCCAGACGCUCUCAUUAUUGGAGUCAAGAAGUGUGGUACGCGAGCGCUCUUGGAAUUCUUAAGGUUGCAUCCGGACGUCCGAGCUGCGGUCUCCGAAAUCCAUUUCUUCGAUAAAUAUUAUCACAAAGGAUUCGAGUGGUACAGAGAACGGAUGCCCUUAACAUUGGAGGGUCAGAUUACAAUGGAGAAGACUCCGUCAUAUUGGGUGACGAAGUCGGCACCAAAACGGGUUUAUGCCAUGAAUCCUUCAGUGAAACUCUUGGCUGUGGUCCGAGAUCCGGUCACUAGAGCUAUAAGCGAUUACACGCAGUCGGCAAGUAAGCGACCCUCGCUGGCGCCAUUCGAGCAGCUAGCUCUGAGUAACAGGUCAGGUUGCAGCGCAGUGGACCCGACGUGGGCUCCAGUGCGGCUGGGAGUGUACGCCCGACCGCUGCGCCGCUGGUUGCGAAGGUUCCGAAGAGAUAGGCUCCUGCUUGUGAACGGGGAGAGGCUCGUUGCCGAUCCCGCUGCUGAAAUGGCGAAAGUACAGGACUUCCUCGGCCUCAAGCGCGUGAUAACAGAGAAACACUUCUAUUUUAAUUCAGCGAAAGGCUUCCCUUGCCUGCUGAAGUCGGAAAGCAGUUCGAGCCCACACUGCCUGGGCAAAACUAAAGGAAGGAAUCAUCCGCGAAUCGACCCGGCCGCUUUGAAGAGACUCCGCGAGUUUUAUCGACCAUUAAAUGAGAUUUUUUAUCGAUUAUCCGGCAUUAACUUUGGGUGGCCUUGAAUUGUGUGGUUGCUGAUCUCAAUAGCGUUAUCAAGGGUGCAUAGUGAUCUUAAUUUUAGUGGUAGCUGAUAAAUGUGAUUCUGUGUGCGCGUUGCUGAUAGUGGUAAAUGUCGUUAACUUGAUGUGUAUGGUUAAGUUUUGGUUUUAUGUAAUGCGUAUUGUGACUUUGUUUCGGCUAUGAGACAGUUUUGCGUUCCGGUCGGAAAGAUGGGACAGCUACAAUUUACUUCGAGGUCAUAAUUCGAAGUGGAUGGCGGCGGCAUUAACAAUGUGUUUGUCUAUGGGCUCUGAAACCCAACAGCUAAAGGACUAGUUUACUCAAAUACCUAGUGUAAGAAAAUGGAAACUGAAAUGCGCGGUCAGAGAUAUCAUUAUUUAAAACUCUGUUAAAUUGUAGCUUAUUCGAUUUCAAGUUCCUAUUUUUAUUAUUUUCAUUUUCACAAUUUUUACGAUUGUGAGGAAAUAAAUACAUUAGGAUGAUUUUGUUCCUAGAUCAUUUUUAGAAUGCUUUAUGGUAAGAAUUGUAAUAUAGGUAGAUAGAUAAUUUAAGUAUAGGUAUGUCCACAUUUACAAUGUACUAAAUAUCAUUAUGUAUAUCAGUAGUUAUUAAUAUCAAUAGAUUUAGAAUGUGUUGUUUUGUAACGACAUAACAUUAGUUCUUUAGAUCCCUAAGAAAACUGAAUGAGAAUGAAAAGACUUUUAAGUAAUAUCUGAAGAUAGGGAUAGGAUCUGUUGCGUCUAGUAUUUGAUGUUAAUGAAAGUAUGCAAUUUAAUACGUGUGUAUGAUCCCAGGAUCUUCUCUGUGGGUCGCGAUUCCGAUCCGGUGGUAGAACUAAACUUGGGCUAGAAUGUCCUCCCAGGUUGAGCCCCGUAAGUUUGCCUACCAAAUCGGACAUAGUUAGAAUAACAUCUUUGGCUACCGACGAUUUGGUAGGAAAAAAGGGAGAAAAAGGCUUUGAACUGCUAAGCCUCCUCGGAUGCUCGAGUAGCUGUUAGCAAACCUGUCCCCUCCUGACCCUCAAAUUCGUCCAUUCGUUUUGACUAAGCUGCAAGAUCUUUCGACAGACAGCGGCACUCUCAUCGCAAAAAUAAACCUGAGUUCGGCGACUAAGGAACAAUAUAGCAGCGCCUAAAUAUACAAUGGAUGGGAUCCAAGUUCAAUGUUAUCAAAACGACUCGCCUAAUGUAAUUAACGAAAUGAAAAAAUUUAAAUAAAAAACACUCAGACUAAAGUCUCAUCAAUCUAUAGGCUUAUGUAUACAUAUAAUAUAAUUGUAUUCACGUAAUGUACGGUUGUGUUUGUAAACGAUUGACUGAAAUUACAAAGUCCAAUAAAAUAUUUGGAGAAAACUGAAAGUAUCAAUAAAAGGACUGAAGUGUUAUGAAUGUGUUAUAAAUUAAGAAUAAACUUUUCUUCUAUAGCUGGUGGAGGUUGUAUGUUAAAAAUAAACUUGAAUCAUUUUGUAAAUAUUAUAACAAA
Bombyx mori (domestic silkworm) is the source of this 3508-nucleotide messenger RNA. It is a transcript of the gene Hs3st-B, whose product is annotated as heparan sulfate glucosamine 3-O-sulfotransferase 3B1. The coding region runs from base 1015 to 2028 and encodes 337 amino acids. Gene Ontology annotation, molecular function: [heparan sulfate]-glucosamine 3-sulfotransferase activity. The transcript is spliced from 6 exons. The record is from RefSeq and is a predicted model, not a curated record. Lineage: Eukaryota; Metazoa; Arthropoda; Insecta; Lepidoptera; Bombycidae.